Molecule: messenger RNA, 549 nt
Organism: Prorocentrum cordatum
Lineage: Eukaryota; Dinophyceae; Prorocentrales; Prorocentraceae
Source: the annotation of a GenBank genome assembly
AUGGUGCGGAUGGUGGACGACCUGAAGCGACGGGUGCGGACCAUGGAGCCCACGGAGCUGAUACAGUGCGUCUCGGCGGCCGCCCGCGUGAAGUUCUACGACAGGACGACUUUCCUGCAAGACCUGCUGAUGCCGCACAUCCGGUCGCACCUGAGAAACAAGAAAAGAGUGCCGUUCACAACAGACGAGCUGCUCACAACCCUGUGCUCGCUGUCCGACCUGAAUUGCUUCGACCAGGUCAUCUUCGACGGCAUCGUGCGGGAGCUCGCCAACAAGAGGAGCAAGGAGCUCGGGUGCCCACAGUGGGCUGCGCUUCUCGCAGCGUUCAAGAAGGUCAACUACACCUGCGACGAGGACAAAGAGUUCUACGAGUGGAUGAGGGUCUCGCUCAAGGCGGAACGCUACGAGAUAGCUAGCGCCGAGCAGAGGAUGAUCGUCGGGAACUCGAAGCAAGGCAUGCACGCGCCCGAGGGCUACCUGAGGUCCUUCAUGGUCGGGACCAUGAACAACGGCGUGGAGGUGAGAAGACCGCAGGGCCUGACGUCCUGA